Molecule: messenger RNA, 1690 nt
Organism: Cuscuta europaea
Lineage: Eukaryota; Viridiplantae; Streptophyta; Magnoliopsida; Solanales; Convolvulaceae
Source: the annotation of a GenBank genome assembly
UCCCCUCCCUUCCCACUCUCUUCUCUCCCCUUUGCACCAUAAGAACCCCCUCUCUUUCUUCUUUCUUUCUCCUUCAUCAUCUUGUUCUUUCUUCCUUUCUCCUUUCUUCUUCUUCUUCUUUUCUUUCCUUUUCUCUUUUUCUUUCUUUUUACGUUUUAUUCACCUUCAUCUUCAUCAUCUUCAUCGUCUUCUUCAUCAUCAUGUUCUUCUUUUCCCUUCUCUCGUUUUCUUUUCUUUUUACGUUUUAUUAGCUAAGUUUAGAAACGAUUCCUUUGAAUCAUUGUUGUUCAUCAUCAUCAUCAUCUUCUUCUUUAUCAAUUCUUUCUUUUUACGUUUAUGCACACCGACACUGAUUUGCUCUCAGUGUCUGUGUACACUGACUAAAAUUGUAUAUGUACAUACACUUUUGUUUCUCCACAGAAACUAGUGUCUAUGUACACCGAGACUUGCAAACCAAUUUUUUUCACACCAUCACUUUUUUGUUUACACAGACAACUAAUAUCUGUGUACAUCGACAUUAGUUUCCGUGCAACCAAUCUGACAGAUCUCAAAACUAAUUUUAUUCACUCCCAUAAUUUUAUAGAAAGUGUCUUUAUUUGUACGUUUUUUGUCUAUGAAAAUGACAAAUAAAUGAAGAGAGUGUAACACAUGGUGUAAGAGAGAGGGUACACCAAGAAUUUCCCAAUGAAUAAACAGUUGAGGAUUUUCUCUGCCACAAACUCAAACUCACAAUGCUAUCUGAUAUUCUCAUCCUCCCUCACAGUCACCUUUCUGACCGGAUGGCCUUUUCUACAAUUUCAGCUCCGGCGACCAAUCUCGUCGCCGCUCGCAAAUUCCCAAAGGUCCACCAACCCCACUCUCCCCCGGCCUCCGCCACCCACAACGCCGCCGGUUAUAACAGCAGCCGUGGAGGCCCUGUCAUCAUUAAUAGUAGUGAUCCCAAGUGGAGAGCCAAUGUAUCUUUAUUCCCAACGUUCUUUAAUUUUUACAAAACAAAAGACCCAAAAGCCAUUAAAGGAGAACUAUUUGAGGCACUUGCGCCCCUAGAUCGUGGUGCGGAGGCCUCUCCUGAAGACCAGGAUCAGAUUGAGCAGAUUGUUAGGAAGCUGGAAGCAGUCAAUCCUACAAAACAGCCUCUGAAGUCUCCUUUCUUAAAUGGAAAGUGGGAACUUUUGUAUACAACUUCACAAUCAAUACUCCAAACAAAUAGACCAAAGUUCUUAAGAUCAAGAACAAACUACCAAGGGAUCAACAUUGACACCCUUCGAGCACAAAAUAUGGAAUCGUGGCCCACCUUCAACCAGGUGUCAGCAGAUUUAACUCCAAUAAAUGCAAGAAAGGUGGCUGUAAAGUUUGAUUACUUCAAAAUUGUAGGGCUGAUACCAAUAAAAGCUCCUGAAACAGCUCGCGGGUCACUCGAUAUUACUUACUUGGAUGAAGAAAUGAGAGUAUCAAGAGGUGAUAAAGGCAACCUCUUCAUCCUGAAAAUGGUGGACCCCUCUUACCGAGUUCCUCUGAAAUAGCCACUAUGAAGAGUUCUUUCCUUUAUACGUGUGUAUCUGUGGACCCUAAUUAGGGUCAAACCCUAAUUAGGUUAGGCUAAAAGUGAUUAAUAUGGUUGAAGGUUGACCUGACAAAGAGGAUCAAAGUGGGACAUUUGGAUCUUUUAAUAAUGGUUAACUAAUUUGGG